GAAAAUUCUGAUAAAAAUAAUUUUGUGUAUAUUAAAAAUACUUUUGAUAAAAAAUUAUUUUUCUUCCAUGGAAAGGAUGAAAAUGAAAAUAAAAGUUAAUCAAACAACAAAUUCUUCUUCAUUAUUUAACCAAAAUUCUUUACUAGAACAAAAUCAAGAUAAGAAUAAUGAAAAUAAACAACAAAUUUUAUUAAAAGAAGAACAACAAAAUAUUGAAGAUUUACUACCUAAAAAAAGGAAAAAAUCUUUUAAAAUUUGUAAAUGUUUCCCAACUGUUGUUCGAGUAAUUGUUGAAAGUGGAGCUAAAGAAAUAGAAGAAGAAACUGAAGAAAGAAUAAUUACAAGUAGUAGCAGUACAAGUCAACUUCAAUUAAAUAAUUAUAAUAAUAAAAAUAUAUUUACUACAAAACAUUCCCUUACAAUUAUGGCUAGUAGCAGCAGCAGUAGUAGUGGAGGAAUAUCUAGAUUUAGAAUAAUUCCAGUAAAUAGUAAUUAUUAUAAAAAAGGUCGGUGGCAAGUUUGGGAUUAUUAUAAUGAAGGAAUUGUUGAUAAAAAGACAACAACAAACACUAAUAAUAUUCUCCAGCCAAAGGAGAAUAAAAUUGGAAAAGUAAAAGAAAGGGAGGAAGAGGAACAAAAAAAUGAAAAUGACGAAGCUGGCGUAAGUGGAAAAGAAUUGUAUGUUAGUUCAACUCUCCGUAACAGAGAGAGGAGUCGUAACAGAGAGAGAUUCUCUAAUUUACAUAUUUUAAAAAUUUUUUAUCUAGAUAUUUCUCCAAAAAUUGUAAAUACUUCUUUUAAUUAUGAAAAUGAAUCAAAAAUAAAUCCUCCACCUCCAUCAAUUCUUUCACUUCAAAAUAUUCCUACUUCAACUUCACAAAAAUUAAUGCCUCGACGUAAUUCUUUCCAAUUAAUUACAAUAAAAACUUUAGAAGAUAAAAACUCUUUAAAUUCUGUACCUUCUUCAAUUUCUGAAGAACGUCUUAAUUUAAUUGGUGUCAAUGAUAAUACAAAAGAAAAUAAUUUAAUUAAAGAUUGGAUUAAACAACAAAAUUCUUCUUCAGAAUUUAUUACAUUUCCACCUCCCCAUCAAAAUAAUAAAACCCCCCAAAUUGUAGAAGAACCUCCACAAAAGUUAUCAGAAUUUCCAUCAUACCCACUUUUAACUAAUCAUCAACCUAUUUCAAUAGAAUCUACUACAACAACUAAUUUAGUAUCAACAAUUUCUUCUCCUUCUCCAAAUUCUUUAUCACCAAAUAUUACUAAAUCAAUUAGUACAUCCCCUCCCCCACCAAAGCAAAUGUUUAUCCAACCACCACCUCCUUCUAGUUUAGAACGUCAAUUAUCCAUUGGAUUAAAUGAAAAAGAAAUUAAAGAAAAUAAUUCCCCGCAACAACAACAAUAUUUUUCUGCUUCUUUUGGGCCUGGACAAAUUCAAUUUAAUGGAAAUAUGAAUGGAGUUGGAGGGCAAAAUUAUGUAGAGGAAAGGAGAAGGUCUAUUGCGAGACGGUGGGUGUUAAAAAAUAAAAUUUUAUUUAAGGGAAUUUUAAGGGAUAAAUUGAAUUUUAUUUUAUUUAAGAGAAUUAAAUUUUAG
Molecule: messenger RNA, 1594 nt
Organism: Meloidogyne enterolobii
Lineage: Eukaryota; Metazoa; Nematoda; Chromadorea; Rhabditida; Meloidogynidae
Source: the annotation of a GenBank genome assembly